Messenger RNA from Cololabis saira (Pacific saury), 1260 nucleotides. RefSeq names its product natterin-3-like. The record is from RefSeq and is a predicted model, not a curated record. NCBI's taxonomy places the organism in Eukaryota, Metazoa, Chordata, Actinopteri, Beloniformes, Belonidae. The transcript has 3 exons. Bases 28 to 1173 code for a protein of 381 amino acids.
AAGGAGGAUUCACUGGAAAGUGACGGGAUGGCAAAGAUGACGCCGUCGGUGCUGCUGCUGUCGGCUCUGCUGGCUCUGUCCUCCGCCAGCCUGCAGGACAUCGUGAAGAGGAACGUCGUGAAGAGGAACGUUGUGAAGAGGAGCAUCCACUCACAAGGAGACGUGGGGCCGGGCCUCUUCGGGUAUAACGUGAAUCUGCAGUGGCAGUGGUCGACCGGCUCACUGCCCAACGGUGCCGUGUCCAUCUACAACCACUACGAGGGGCGCACAGACUACGUCUGCAAGUCCGACUGUGAGCCUGGCUUCUACAACCCCAGCCUGGGCCAUUACUGCCACUACCCCUAUGGAGACCGCGAGCACAAAGCCACCCAGUUCGACAUCCUGGUCAACAAGGACCACUUUGAGGUCCUGGAGUGGAAAGAAGAUUCCUGGGGCUCGGUGCCGUCGCACUCGGUCCGGACCUGCAUGGGCGUAAACACCUACGUCGGGAAGAACAAGUACGGCCUCGGGAAGGUGGUUCCCCGCCACAAGGCGUUCUUCCUGCCCUCGGAAGGUAAAGAGUACUAUUACAAGUCCUACGAGGUCCUGGUCAUAAACAGGGACUACUACCGCCAGCACAUCAGCAACGUCAACUAUGCCAACAACGCCAUCCCCGUCCAAAACUUGCCUGAGACCAUGACCAAAUCCAGCAUCACCAACAAUGAUUGCCAGGUCGUGAAGAAGACAGUCACCCUCUCCACGACCACGGAGGUUCAGAGCACCUGGAACAUCGGCCGCUCCACCACGGUGGGCGUCACCAGCACUAUCUCUGCCCAGAUCCCCUUCACCGCCUCGUUGUCCGUUACAGUCGAAAAUGUGCAACAUUCUUCCGAGGGAAGCACCCUGAGUAAGUCGUACAGCCCCUCUGUGUCCGUGGAGGUCAACAUCCCACCCAACCACUCCUGCACCGUCCGCAUGGAGGGACGCAAGGGGAAGGUCGACAUCCCCUACACGGCCACCCUCAGCCGGACCUACAACAACGGCCAGACCCGGUCAACGUACAUCUCGGGGAUGUACAAAGGAGUCCAGACUGGGGACAUCCGGGCCGUGGUGGACCGCUGUGAGCCCGUGGCCAACCCCAAACCUUGCCCCUUAAAGACUGACAGAGGAUCUACGUUUCUGACUGAAUAUUGAAGUAAAUGACGUCACAAUAAAGAUCCUGCAUGCCAACCAGUGCUUGUUUGGGCUUUGAAUGUUGAAUAAACUUCCUUUUUCACUUUA